GCAGGAUUUACUGAGGUGAUUUCGGACAAAUAGAAAGUAAAAGUUACUCAAAGUUUCCAGCAAAGUGACUUUUUCUGUUCGAGGAGGAUGGCAUCUAAAAGCUCUCUACCUGAAGAGGAUUUCACCUGUCCUGUUUGCUUUGACAUUUUCAAGGAUCCCGUCCUUCUUUUGUGCAGUCACAGCUUCUGCAAAGACUGCCUUCAGAAGUUCUGGAGAGAGAAGAUAUCUAAAGAGUGUCCAGUUUGUAGAAGACAAUCUUCAUUGGACAAUCCGCCACUGAAUUUGUCUUUGAGGAACUUAUGUGUGUCUUUCCUGAAGGAGAAGAGUCAGAGGGCUUCAGGAGGGUCUGAAGUGCUCUGCAGUCUGCACGGGGAGAGACUCAAGCUGUUCUGUCUGGAGGAUAAACAGCCCAUAUGUCUGGUGUGUCAGGCUUCCAGGAAACACUCAGGACACCAGUUCCUUCCCAUAGAUGAAGCUGCACUAGAUUAUAAAGAACAACUAAAGGCCAUACUGGAGUCCUUGCAAGAUAAACUGGAAGAAUUUGAAGAAGUUAAACAGACAUGUGACCAAACAGCCAGUCACAUUAAGGUCCAGGCCCAUCAGUCAGAGAUGCAGGUCAAGGAGGAGUUUGAGAAGCUUCAUCAGUUUCUGAAAGAUGAAGAGGAGGCCAGAAUAAGAGCACUGAAGGAGGAAGAGGAGCAGAAGAGUUUGAUUAUGAAAGAGAAGACUGAAGAAAUGAGCAAGGAGAUGUCCACUCUUUCAGAUACAAUAACAGCCAUUGAGAAGCAGAUGGUUGCUGAAGACAUAAUCUUCUUACAGAACUUCAAGGCUACCAUAGAAAGUUCUACGUGCACACUGCAAAAUCCACAGACAGUUUUGGGAGCUCUGAUUGAUGUGGCAAAGCACCUGGGCAACCUGAGGUUCAGAGUCUGGGAGAAGAUGAAGGACAUAGUUCAGUUCACUCCUGUAGUGUUGGACCCAAACACUGCACACUCAUCACUACUCAUUCAUGAGGAUCUGACCAGCUUUAAAUGGACAUUUCCUGCACAGACACUCCCUGAUAAUCCAGAAAGAUUUGAUACCAGUGGCUGUGUCCUGGGCUCUGAGGGCUUCAACUCAGGGUCACACUACUGGGAUGUUGAAGUUGGAGACGGUACAUUCUGGUGACCACAGAGUCCAACCAGGGGAAGACGAGCACCUUCUCAUGGGAGAAAGCGUGGCGUGUGGAGUAUGGAGUGCGGUGGAAUGAUACAGGACCUGUGCAUGAAUUGAAACAGAACCUCCACACACUCAGAGUGCAUCUGGAUUUGGAUAAAGGACAGCUGUCAUUCUCUGAUCCUCUACAAAAUACACAAUUACACACUUUCAAACACACAUUCACUGAGAAAGUCCUUCCCUUCUUCUACAGCCCCUUUUCACCACUAACUCCAAAAUCUAAAGUGUUCCAUUGAGUAAAAGAAACAAUACAUGAACACAUUUCACUGGUCUAUAUUUAAAUCUAUGACUUUACAAUAUAAAAUAUGUAUAAUCUGUGGUAGUUUCAUAUCAAAUCAAAUCAAAUCAAACUUUAUUUGU
Molecule: messenger RNA, 1575 nt
Organism: Clupea harengus (Atlantic herring)
Lineage: Eukaryota; Metazoa; Chordata; Actinopteri; Clupeiformes; Clupeidae
Product: E3 ubiquitin-protein ligase TRIM35-like
Exons: 6
Coding region: 88-1167 (359 amino acids)
Source: RefSeq, a predicted model, not a curated record